UUCACGGCGCAGUCAGUCUGGCAGCUGCGACUGGAGGCGGAGGGGCGAUCGAACGAGUGAGUCCGAGUCUGAGAGAAACCGCCCCCGUUUUCCAGCUGAUCCGCGAGCAGGCACCCCUUAAGACCUCCGAAGGCGCUCGACCGGUCGAUUCACCCCCUCAAGAUGGUUCUCCGGUGGCCAUGUGGGCUGCCCCUGACGGUGCGGCAGCGCCUGCUGCAUUUGCAUGCCCGCCAGCCGCGCUUCUACUCCACAGAGGUCGAGUACAGGCCGAUCCGCAGCGUUCUUUGCGCCAACAGAGGUGAAAUUGCCAUUCGCGUGUUUCGAGCAUGCACGGAAUUGGGAAUCAGGUCGGUGGCGGUCUACUCGGAGCAGGACAAGAUGCACAUGCACAGGCAGAAGGCCGACGAGUCCUACCUGGUCGGCAGAGGACUUCCUCCGGUCCAGGCAUACCUAAGCAUUCCUGAAAUCGUCAGAGUGGCCAAGGAAAAUGAUGUUGAUGCAAUCCACCCUGGCUACGGUUUUCUCUCAGAAAGAGCAGAUUUCGCACAAGCUUGCAUUGACGCCGGGAUCAGAUUCAUCGGCCCUUCGCCCAAAGUUGUCCAACAAAUGGGAGACAAAGUUGCUGCCAGACAAGCUGCAAUUGAUGCCAAGGUGCCAAUUGUGCCGGGCACUCCAGGGCCAGUCACCACUUCCGAAGAGGCUGUUGAAUUUUGCCGAAAGCACGGCCUCCCUGUGAUUUUCAAAGCAGCCUAUGGAGGUGGCGGACGCGGCAUGAGGGUUGUGAGAAAGAUGGAGGAGGUGGAGGAAAAUUUCCAAAGAGCCAGCUCGGAGGCGCUGUCUGCUUUCGGAAACGGUGCCAUGUUUAUUGAAAAGUUCAUCGAGAGACCCAGACACAUUGAGGUGCAGAUUUUGGGAGACAAGGCGGGUAACGUCGUCCAUUUGUACGAAAGAGACUGCUCUGUUCAGAGACGGCACCAGAAAGUUGUUGAAAUUGCUCCGGCGCCUAAUCUGGAUCCCAAGGUGAGGGAUCAAAUGACUGAGUACGCCGUUCGCCUUGCCAAGUUGGUUGGCUACGAGAAUGCGGGCACUGUCGAGUUCUUGGUUGAUGAAAAUGGAAACUUCUUCUUCAUCGAAGUUAACGCUCGUCUCCAAGUGGAACACACCGUAACUGAAGAAAUCACAGGAAUUGAUUUGGUGCAGAGCCAGAUUAGAAUUGCUGAGGGCAUGACUCUUCCUGAACUGGGCAUGAAACAGGACACCAUCAAGGUUCAGGGCAGUGCCAUCCAAUGUAGAGUGACCACUGAAGAUCCUGCCAAAAACUUCCAGCCAGACACUGGCAGAAUUGAGGUAUUCCGAAGUGGAGAGGGUAUGGGAAUCCGUCUGGACGGCGCCUCUGCUUUUGCUGGUGCCCAAAUCUCGCCUUAUUACGACUCCCUCCUGGUCAAGGUCAUUGCCCAUGCUGGUGACCUGCAGGCCUCUGCUGCCAAAAUGAACCGCGCCCUGCGAGAAUUCAGAGUUCGAGGAGUCAAAACAAACAUUCCAUUUUUGCUGAAUGUGUUGGAGAACCAGAAAUUCCUGAACGGCACCGUCGACACUUACUUCAUUGACGAACAUCCGCAGCUUUUCCAGUUCCGGCCCUCCCAAAACCGAGCCCAAAAGCUGCUCAACUAUUUGGGCACUGUCCUCGUCAAUGGACCGUCAACUCCUCUGGCCACUAAUCUGAAACCGGCUGAAGUUGUGCCUCAUUUGCCAGAAAUCCCAAUGAAUCUUAGAGCUGCAUCUUCUGACAUAAGUGAAAGUGAGGAUGAAGGUGAAAGUGCUUUCAAGCCUCCCAACGGCUUCCGCCAAAUCCUGCUCGCCGAUGGACCUGCUGGUUUUGCCAAGGCUGUCCGUAACCACAAGGGUCUGCUCUUGAUGGACACAACCUUCCGCGACGCCCACCAGUCCUUGCUGGCCACCCGUGUCCGCACCUACGACCUGCUCAAGUCCUCACCCUACGUGGCGCACAACUUCAACGGACUGUUUGCCUCAGAGAACUGGGGCGGUGCUACUUUUGACGUCGCCCUGCGCUUCCUGCACGAAUGUCCUUGGGAGCGGCUUGAGGAGAUGCGAAAACUCAUCCCCAACAUUCCUUUCCAGAUGCUCCUGCGUGGUGCUAACGCUGUCGGAUACACAAAUUACCCGGACAACGCCGUAUUCAAGUUCUGCGAGCUUUCAGUGCAAGCUGGCAUGGACAUUUUCCGAGUUUUUGACUCCUUGAACUACCUGCCGAAUCUGAUCCUUGGAAUGGAAGCUGCUGGAAAAGCAGGAGGAGUGGUCGAGGCUGCAAUUUCCUACACUGGUGAUGUUGCAGACCCAACCAGGAAGAAGUACGACCUUAACUACUAUCUCAAUUUGGCCGAUGAGCUUGUCAAAGCUGGAACGCACAUUCUUUGUAUAAAGGAUAUGGCCGGACUUUUGAGACCAACUGCUGCCAAACUGUUAAUUUCGGCCCUUCGAGAACGCCACCCUCAGGUCCCCAUUCACAUCCACACCCACGACACCUCAGGCGCUGGAGUUGCUUCCAUGUUGGCUGCUGCCGAGGCUGGAGCUGAUGUGGUGGACGUUGCCGUUGACUCAAUGUCCGGAAUGACCUCUCAACCCAGCAUGGGAGCCAUCGUUGCCUCCCUCAAGGGCACAGAACAUGAUACAGGAAUGGAUCUGAGCAAGAUCAGUGAAUAUUCGGCGUAUUGGGAGCAGGCCCGUACCUUGUAUGGACCCUUCGAGUGUGCUACGACAAUGAAAUCUGGCAAUGCCGACGUCUACUUGAACGAAAUUCCUGGAGGUCAAUACACCAACCUGCAAUUCCAAGCUUACUCUCUUGGUCUGGGAGAUUUCUUUGAGGAUGUUAAGAAAGCUUACAGGGAGGCGAAUCUUCUUCUUGGGGACAUCAUCAAGGUAACGCCGUCAUCUAAGGUCGUGGGAGACCUGGCGCAGUUCAUGGUCCAGAACAAGCUGACCGCCGAACAAGUGCUGGAGAAAGCAGAGGAGCUCAGCUUCCCCAAGUCGGUGGUCGAAUUCCUGCAGGGCAGCAUUGGAGAACCCUACGGAGGAUUCCCCGAACCCCUGCGCUCCAGGGUGCUGAAGAACAUGCCCAGGGUGGAGGGCAGACCUGGCGCCUCCAUGCCGCCCCUGGACUUUGGAGCCCUGAAGAAGGACCUGCUGGAAAGGCACCCUCACAUAUCUGACAAGGAUGUCAUGAGUGCUGCCCUUUAUCCUGCGGUGGCCGAGGAAUUCUUCGACUUCAGGGAUAAGUUUGGGCCGGUCGACAAAUUGGACACUCGCAUCUUCCUGACGGGACCAAAAGUUGGAGAGGAGUUUGAGGUGACCAUUGAAAAGGGAAAAACUCUUGGUGUCAAGACACUUGCCAUGGCUGAAGAUCUCACUCCUAAUGGAGAACGAGAGGUGUUCUUUGAGCUGAAUGGACAGCUCCGAUCUGUCUUCAUUAAAGAUAAGGAGGCAGUGAAGGAACUUCACAUUCAUCCCAAAGCCCAGAAGAGUGCGCGUGGCGAAGUGGGGGCUCCGAUGCCAGGAGCUGUGAUUGAAAUCAGGGUCGUCGAAGGGGACAGAGUGGAGAAGGGAGCCGCUCUUGUUGUCCUUUCAGCCAUGAAAAUGGAAAUGGUGGUGCAGUCUCCAGUGAGCGGCGUCGUCAAGUCGAUCGCCGCCACAAAGGGGAUGCGCCUCGAGGGCGAAGAUCUGCUGAUGACCAUCGAAGAAGAUAAGUAGAAUCUUCCAGAUUAAAGAUUAAAACAGAAAAAUAAUGGUCACACUUUGGGGCUCUCUGACGAUAAUAAUUGUUCUUCCAUAGCGCCUUUUGCUUCUUCAUCCACAAUGUUGUCCUUUUGAUAUAUUUUUUAUACUUGUUAAAUCAUUUUUCUCUGCAUUUUUAUUGAGAAAGAAGAAAUUGAAAACAAAGAUUAAAUGCGAUAGCUGUUGAUUGUUUUUUGUUAUAGCGAAUGUAUCAAGGAAAUCUUAGUUGGAAUGAUAUUAAGACUGUUUAAAAAUCACACAAAAAAAAAUUACAAUUUUACCCUAAAAAAUUAUAGAAUUUUUCAUUUACUGUGUCAAUUGAUCUAAUAAUAACUUGUGUAUUUAACUUGUUAAACUGAGAAAGUGAACGUGUAAGUGUAAAGAUUAAAAAUAAUUGGUUUAUAUUCGCAUAAUAAUUUA
Molecule: messenger RNA, 4209 nt
Organism: Neocloeon triangulifer
Lineage: Eukaryota; Metazoa; Arthropoda; Insecta; Ephemeroptera; Baetidae
Gene: PCB
Product: pyruvate carboxylase, mitochondrial
Exons: 18
Coding region: 163-3765 (1200 amino acids)
Biological process (GO): pyruvate metabolic process; gluconeogenesis
Cellular component (GO): cytoplasm
Molecular function (GO): metal ion binding; ATP binding; pyruvate carboxylase activity
Source: RefSeq, a predicted model, not a curated record